Messenger RNA from Calidris pugnax (ruff), 1842 nucleotides. Its product is annotated as sodium-dependent serotonin transporter-like. NCBI's taxonomy places the organism in Eukaryota, Metazoa, Chordata, Aves, Charadriiformes, Scolopacidae. The transcript has 14 exons. The record is from RefSeq and is a predicted model, not a curated record. Gene Ontology annotation, biological process: sodium ion transmembrane transport; serotonin uptake. The coding region runs from base 1 to 1842 and encodes 613 amino acids. Gene Ontology annotation, cellular component: neuron projection; membrane. Gene Ontology annotation, molecular function: serotonin:sodium:chloride symporter activity; serotonin binding.
AUGGCAGAGCAGCCCUGCCUGGUGCCCGCCACCAGCCCUCCCCGGCAGGGCACCGUCCCCCACCCGGGUCCCACAGCCAGUCCUGCACCCCCAGGAUCCCAAACCCACCCCAGGGACAAGUGGAGCAAAAAAAUGGAUUUCCUCCUCUCAGUGAUCGGAUUCGCUGUGGAUCUGGGCAACGUCUGGCGGUUCCCUUACAUCUGCUACCAAAACGGAGGGGGAGCCUUUCUCAUCCCCUACACACUGAUGGCUGUUUUCGGAGGGGUGCCCCUCUUCUACAUGGAGCUGGCCCUGGGGCAGUUCCACAGGAUGGGCGCCAUCCCCAUCUGGAAGCGCAUCUGCCCCAUCUUUAAAGGCAUCGGCUUUGCCAUUUGCAUCAUCGGGCUCUACGUCUCCUUCUACUACAACACCAUCAUCGCCUGGGCUCUCUAUUACUUCUACUCCUCCUUCUCGGGCACCUUGCCCUGGGCGAGCUGUGACAACCCCUGGAACACCCCCGACUGCACCAACUACUUCGGGAGGAGCAACGUGACCUGGACCAAGUUCUCCAGGUCCCCCGCCGAGGAGUUUUAUACGAGGAAAGUCCUGGAGAUCCAGAAGUCUGGAGGUCUGUACGACAUCGGGGGGAUCCGCUGGCAGCUGCUCCUCUGCCUCUUCCUCAUCUUCGCCAUCGUCUACUUCAGCCUGUGGAAAGGGGUGAAAACCUCCGGGAAGGUGGUGUGGGUGACGGCCACGCUGCCCUACGUCGUCCUCCUCAUCCUGCUGAUCCGGGGAGCCACCCUGCCCGGCGCCUGGAGAGGGGUUGUCUUCUACCUACGCCCAGACUGGGGCAAGCUCCUGAGCACCGCGGUUUGGGUUGAUGCUGCUGCACAGAUUUUCUUCUCCUUGGGUCCUGGAUUCGGUGUCCUCCUCGCUCUGGCCAGUUACAACCGUUUCCACAACAACUGCUACCGGGAUGCGCUCGUCACCAGCACGGUGAACUGCCUCACCAGCUUCCUCUCGGGCUUCGUCAUCUUCACCGUGCUGGGCUACAUGGCCGAGAUGAGGGACGUGGAGGUGGAGGAUGUGGCGAGAGAUAAAGGGCCGAGCCUCCUUUUUAUCACCUACCCUGAAGCCAUCGCCAACAUGGUGGGCUCCACCUUCUUUGCCAUCAUAUUCUUCCUGAUGAUGAUAACGCUGGGGCUGGACAGCACGUUUGGGGGCUUGGAGGCCGUGAUCACGGCCGUGAUGGACGAGUACCCCCAGGUGCUGGCCGGGCGACGGGAGCUCUUCGUCCUUGGCCUCAUCACAGUCUGUUUCCUGGGCUCCCUGAGCACCCUCACCUACGGGGGAGCCUACGUGGUGAAGCUUCUGGAGGAGUUUGGUGCCGGCUGCUCAAUCCUGGCAGUGGUGCUGCUGGAAACCAUAGCUGUCUCCUGGUUUUACGGGAUACAGAGGUUCUCCCACGACGUGAAAGCCAUGCUGGGCUUCACCCCGGGGAUCUUCUGGAAGGUGUGCUGGGUGGCCAUCAGCCCUGCCUUGUUAGCGUUCAUAGUCAUCAGCUCCCUCCUGGACCAGCCGCCUCUGACGCUCUUCGACUAUCAGUACCCGGCGUGGAGCAUCUCGGUGGGGUACCUCAUAGGAGCAUCCUCCUUCAUCUGCAUCCCCUUCUACAUGGUCUACAAGCUGGUCUGGACGCCGGGCUCUCUCAAGCAGCGCCUCGCCGUCUGCAUCCGGCCCGAGAAAACCACACGAGCCCCCCAAGCAGAGGAGGUGGUGCUGCUGGGCAGCAUCCUCAGCGCCCUCCUCCUCACCAUCAUCCUCAUGGCCGUCUGCGUCUACAAACCCCUCCGGCGGCGGUAG